Messenger RNA from Juglans microcarpa x Juglans regia, 1764 nucleotides. Its product is annotated as glycosyltransferase BC10. NCBI's taxonomy places the organism in Eukaryota, Viridiplantae, Streptophyta, Magnoliopsida, Fagales, Juglandaceae. Gene Ontology annotation, molecular function: glycosyltransferase activity. The transcript has 11 exons. The coding region runs from base 206 to 1348 and encodes 380 amino acids. The record is from RefSeq and is a predicted model, not a curated record. Gene Ontology annotation, cellular component: membrane.
CCUUGCCUUCGCGUUUGAGUUUGAAGUUGAAUUUGAUCCGCGACUUCGUCUUCACUUCCAUUUCUCCCUGUUAAUUAUUCCCUCUUUCAUUUCCAACUUCACGCGAAGACACCCUAGUAGUGUUCACAUACAGGCAGAGACGACACAGUACCCCGAGAUGCUUCUCUCUGUUCCACGCCUUCUAUAAAUCGCUGCAGGAGGAGCGAUGACGAAGAAAGCCCCACCGCCAAUAGUUGCGCGCCGUGUUAUCUGGUUGAGCUGGAAGCUUGUCCUCUCCCUCUCCCUCGCUCUUUGCGCCCUUGCUCUCCUCAGACUCCACUCUCAGCCCGGCCUCUCUUCUCCCUCUCCAUCUCUCCUCCGUCCUCGAGUUUCUCGCUAUAUCCUCGACCGCCCCUCCAAGAUCGCCUUCCUUUUCCUCGCUCGUACUAACCUCCCUCUCGAUUUUCUCUGGGAUACUUUCUUCGAGAAUGCUGACGUUGCCAACUUCUCGAUCUAUAUUCACUCGGCGCCGGGGUUCGUGUUUGACGACUCAACGGCAAAGUCGCCUUUCUUUCGUGGUCGAGAAUUGAAGAAUAGCAUUCAGGUGUUAUGGGGAGAAUCGAGUAUGAUUGAAGCGGAGAAGUUGUUGCUUAACGCAGCUCUUGAGGAUCCAGCGAAUCAAAGAUUUAUUCUACUCUCUGACAGUUGCGUUCCCCUGUACAACUUUGGCUUCAUAUACAACUAUGUGAUGGCUUCUCCAAGAAGUUUUGUGGACAGCUUUCUUGACAUGAAAGAGGGCCGCUACAACCCGAAGAUGUCACCUGUAAUACCAAAGGAGAAAUGGCGAAAAGGGUCCCAGUGGAUUGCUUUAGUUCGAAGCCAUGCAGAAGUCAUUGUAGAGGACGAGGCUAUUCUUUCAGUAUUUAAGAAAUUCUGCAAGCGACGCCCCCCUGUAGAUGCCAGCAAGGGAAAGCUGAAUAUUAAUCUUCAGAAGCAACAUAACUGUAUUCCAGAUGAACACUAUGUGCAGACAUUGCUUGCGAUGAGUGAUCUUGAAGGUGAACUUGAACGAAGAACAUUGACCUAUACCCUAUGGAAUCAGUCUGCAACAAAAAUGGAGAAGAAAGGCUGGCAUCCGUUUACAUUCAAUUUUGCAAACGCUGGCCCUAAACAAAUCAACGAAAUAAAGGACAUCAACCAUGUGUACUAUGAGACGGAGUUCCGGAUAGAAUGGUGCCGUAGUAAUUCUAUGCUUGUUCCCUGUUUUUUGUUUGCAAGGAAAUUUUCCCAGGGAGCUGCCAUGCGCCUCUUGAGUGAUGGAGUGGUUGGUCACUCUGAUGCUGCUGAACUGCUAGACUCACUCCCAUGAUUCAUGGCUUUCUCACGGUUCUCUAACAAUCAAGUGAUACAUUUAGAGAUUUAAUUUGGGCAGCAAGUUAAUCAUCAAACCCUAAAAAAGAGGCCAGCAAGUGGAAUGCCCACUGAAAGUUUACAGAUACUAUACAUGACACACAGGACAUAUUUUGAUACUCUAGAGACCAAAAGAAUGGUAGCUGCUGCUGAUCAAGUUAGUUCCAGAGAAGACAAGUAGUAGGAUCGAAGAAGUAGUCAAGGGUUUGAGGCCAUCAUGCGCCGAUUCCCACCUGCAGUUUUAACUUGAUUACAUUAUCUUACCACUUUUGAUUCAUUGCAUUCUUUACAAGGAUAGUAAUUUGGAAAAUGUGGAGGCAAGUGCAGGUACAGGCAAAUUUGUUGCAUGGGAACAUGUGUGAAUAAUUUGUCCGA